AUGUCUCGUCCGAUUAGAUCCAACUCAACAAUAGUUAGGACUCAAAAUAAUACAAAUCAAAUAAAUAAAGCUUUAAAUGCAAUACAACAUAAACGAACAGAUUCAAAUCAAGAUCGAACUACUUUCACAACUGAUGAUGGUGAAACUUAUUCAACAAUUGAUAGAGCAGUCACAUCAGUAAAUGCUCCAGCAACAUUUAAACCAUUUAAUGAACAAGUGUUUUUGAAAAAUGGAUUACCAAAUUGUGAUUUUAUUAAAGAACAUUUUAUAAAAGAGGGGAGACUACAAGAAGAUCAAGCAAUUAAAAUAAUAAAACAAGCUACUCAAUUAUUAACAUCAGAACCGAAUUUAUUAUCAGUUCCUGCUCCAGUUACCAUAUGUGGUGAUGUUCAUGGACAAUAUUAUGAUUUAAUGAAAUUAUUUGAAGUUGGUGGAGAUCCAAAAUCAACUAAAUAUUUAUUUUUAGGAGAUUAUGUUGAUAGAGGUUCAUUUUCAAUAGAAUGUUUAAUUUAUUUAUAUUCUUUAAAAAUAUCAUAUCCAAAUUCAUUUUGGAUGCUUAGAGGAAAUCACGAAAGUCGUCAUUUAACCGAAUAUUUUACAUUUAAAAAUGAAUGUUUACAUAAAUAUUCUCAAAAAUUAUAUGAUGAAUGUUUAACAAGUUUUAAUGCAUUACCAUUAGCUGCUAUAAUGAAUGAUCAAUUUUUUUGUGUUCAUGGUGGAAUAAGUCCUCAAUUACAAGAUUUGGAUAGUAUACGAAAAUUAAAUAGAUUUAGAGAACCACCAACAAAGGGACUAAUGUGUGAUCUUUUAUGGGCAGAUCCAAUAGAAGAAUAUGAUGAAGAUAAUAUAGAUACAGAAUAUUUAAAUAAUGCAGUAAGAGGUUGUUCAUAUGCUUUUACAUAUAAAGCUACUUGUAAAUUUCUAGAUAGAACUAAAUUAUUAUCAGUAAUUAGAGCACAUGAAGCUCAAAAUGCAGGUUAUAGGAUGUAUAAAAGAACUAAAACAAUGGGAUUUCCAAGUUUAUUAACAAUGUUUAGCGCUCCAAAUUAUUUAGAUAGUUAUAAUAAUAAAGCAGCAGUUUUAAAAUAUGAAAAUAAUGUUAUGAAUAUUAGACAAUUUAAUGCAUCACCGCAUCCAUAUUGGUUACCACAUUUUAUGGAUGUAUUUACAUGGUCAUUACCAUUUGUUGGUGAGAAAGUUACUGAUAUGUUAGUUAGUAUAUUAAAUGUUUGUACAGAAGAAGAAUUAGAUGAAGAAAUUCCAUAUACUGAAUCACAAAUAGGUGUUAGUGCUGCUUCUCCACAAGCUAUACCUCCAACACCUGAAUCAACAGAAUUAAGUUUAGAUGAGAAAAAAUUAGCAUUAAGAAAUAAAAUUAUUGCAAUUGGUAAAAUGUCAAAAAUGUUUCAAGUAUUAAGAGAAGAACAAGAAUCUGUUGCUCAUUUAAAAGAAUUAAAUAGAGGUCAAUUACCAAAAGGUUCUUUAUUACAUGGAAGAGAUAGUCUUCAUGAUAAAAUUUUAUCAUUUGAAGAUGCUAAAGCUGCUGAUCGAUUAAAUGAAGCAUUACCACCAACUUAUGAAGAAUUGAAAAAAGCAGAGGAACAAAGAAAUCAAAGGUUGAAAAAUAAAAUUGGAUUUUCAGACAAUAGAUUUAUAUAG
Molecule: messenger RNA, 1659 nt
Organism: Lodderomyces pseudojiufengensis
Lineage: Eukaryota; Fungi; Ascomycota; Pichiomycetes; Serinales; Debaryomycetaceae
Gene: CMP1
Product: calcineurin catalytic subunit A
Exons: 1
Coding region: 1-1659 (552 amino acids)
Biological process (GO): fungal-type cell wall organization; calcineurin-mediated signaling
Cellular component (GO): cytoplasm; calcineurin complex
Molecular function (GO): calmodulin-dependent protein phosphatase activity; calmodulin binding
Source: RefSeq, a predicted model, not a curated record